Molecule: messenger RNA, 621 nt
Organism: Cylindrotheca closterium
Lineage: Eukaryota; Bacillariophyta; Bacillariophyceae; Bacillariales; Bacillariaceae
Source: the annotation of a GenBank genome assembly
AUGAGGUCUAUUUCGAUGGCAGUUGCGGCCCUUAUUCCUCCCCUACUCUCUCUCGUGGCCACCAUUAUCUUUUUCAAGUCCAACUCUGUCCUGGCAGAGUUUAACCUACAAAACUACAUUAUCAAUGCACCAUCAUGCAGCAUUUCAGAAGAUCUGAAUGUCCAUUGCAACUUUAGCAACAUUGAACCCAUAAAUGGAAGCAUCGCUAGUUUCAUUACUGGCUUUGAUACUUGUCAAGGAAGUGCUACUCGCGAUUCAGAAUUGUCUCUUACGGCCACCAAUGGUGUUGUUGCUAAUGGCACCUUCAAUGUUGUUAUCGACAUUAACACCAAUCUCAACCUGACCAAUGGAGAAUCGGAAACUUUUACCUUUUGUCUGCUGACGCAUUUGCGGGAUGCAAGCGACAAUCUUAUGAUUUGGCAAGGCCAAAAGAUCAAUUCUACCUUCAUAUUUAGAACGGAUUUCUCAGUAGUAUCUUCCCUCCAUACACAAGUCUUUGAGGCUGGGAACGUCGUUGAGGAAGUGGAUUCUGGUUCGAAGAUCUCUUUCACUACAGCAUGUCGCUGCAGGAGUCUUGGUCUAGCAAUAGGUGUCAUGAUUCUAAUCGACUAUAUUUUCUAG